This is a messenger RNA of Plodia interpunctella (Indianmeal moth), 3252 nucleotides long. RefSeq names its product Mediator complex subunit 24 (gene MED24). The record is from RefSeq and is a predicted model, not a curated record. Gene Ontology annotation, cellular component: mediator complex. Lineage: Eukaryota; Metazoa; Arthropoda; Insecta; Lepidoptera; Pyralidae. The transcript has a single exon. Gene Ontology annotation, molecular function: transcription coregulator activity. The coding region runs from base 196 to 3117 and encodes 973 amino acids.
UGUAAUAGAACACAUUAUUGUAUUUUUAGCGUACGUACGCUGACGUUGUGAAAACUUUAUUUCCUGAAAAAAUGUGAUAAAUGAUUGUAAAUAAACGUAAAGAAAUAUAUUCUAAAUACAGUAAUGAACUUAUUAGUCGAGUGAUAUUUUGAAAGGUUAUUCCAAAUUUUCAAAGAAGUGACUGAACUAGAGAUCAUGGAUGCCUCAAAGAUUACAAGUAAAACUAGCUCGCUGAAGGCUUUGAUCCUCAAGGCUUGGCGAGAAAGGUGGACGGACAUCCAGUGGGGCAUAAAUAUCAAGACUAUUUUGCCGAGAGGUGUGAGUGGAGACCUUUAUAACCUAGCUGAUUGCAUACUUCAACAGGCUAUGGUAGGAUGUGGCGCCAACCAGUUAGUAAUAUCAUAUUUGAAGCAUUCACUAGCUUCUCAUCUUGUUUCUUAUGCCGCUGUGCUCCAGAGAAUAUCUAAGUUUGAUGCCUUUCAUAAACCUCAUUGCAUUUUAAGCCUCCUUGAGUUUUUGGAAGGUUUUCUUGACAAUAUAACCUGCAGAGGAAAAAUGGAAGAGGAAGUACUCGCCUAUGCUGUAUCUUCGAUUAUUCUAUGGCUAUUGCAAGUCUACCAUUAUUCAUUGAGUAAAUAUCCAUCUUUGAACCCUAUUCAGAGUCAAGAAUUACUCGAGAAGUCCACAUCUGUACUAAAUUCUAUAGUCAAUACAGAUUUUCUAGUUGCAAUGUUUUAUUUGGCUAAGCAGAAUGAUCCAGAUGAAUAUAAUAAGGUGACUAAGAAAUGCCAAGAAAUAACAACUUUUAUCAUGAUGAAUACUCAGUUUAAAGCACCGGUGACUUUACAUGAGACGUUACAAAAAAUUCAUAAUAUGGAUAUUGAUAAGAUUGCUCCACUGAAUAUUAAAACAGAGACAGUGAGCCACUGUUUACAAGCCCUUGUUGCCAUUGAUUUACUGGCAAACCCUAGCGCUGAUUCUCAGCAGCUUUCAAGUCAGUUACUGAUGGUUAAACGCAUCAAAGGAUACACUUUAUCAAGACUAUAUUGUGAAUUGAUUAGGGCUUGCUUUAUAUCACUCAACGAUUCCAGUAAGAAUGCAUCAAACCAAGCCCUUUGGGCAGCCUUUACAUUUUUGAAGGUUCCCCAAGUUAUUCAUAACUUACACAAUAUUUGUGGAACUACCAGUAAAGAAGGCGAAUUUUCUGUGGAAGUCGUAGAAGCAUUUGAGAAUUUGUUGCAGUCAACCCCUCUUUUGGAUAUUGUUGAUACAAAGAAUUCAUGUAAUAGCAUUAUAUCAUUAAUUGAGCCUUUAGUGAAAUUAAAUGUAUUGACAGAAAGCCAUUUGGGUUAUUUCAAUAAUAAACGGGAGACAAAGGAUUUGAAAUUGCAGAAAUUAGAACCUACUGGGCUUCAGGGACCUAUUCCAAUUUUUAUUACCAGAGCAGAGCCUACACUUGCAGGAAUCUUGAAAACUCUUGCAGGCGAUUUCAAUAAAAUACAUGAUUCACUUAAUACAAUGCUUUGUCAAAUUGUGGGAGGAGGAACCUUGGAAAAGAUUUUAGCUGUAGCAACAGUAGAAAGCAAGCUAAAAUUAAUUGUGUCGAGGCUUAUAAAACUAAAUGAAUUUGCUAUUCAUGCUUCCAAUGAGAAGAGUGCCUCUCAGUCAAAAGUUACCAGCUUUGAUAUAUCAUUUUUGAUACUCUGCUUUAUAGUGCAAGAAUAUGGUGCAGAGGCUGUGUUAGAGGAAAAUGGAGAUUCUUUCUUUGAACAAUGGGUCAGAGACUGCAUGCCCCAGAAGGGAGUACACAAGCUUCCAGAUCAAAUACUACAAAAGUGUGAAAUGCAAUUUGUGGAUGUUUUCAUUCGACAUUUGAGUGCACCAGACUUUGAUUUCAAAAAUACCAAUAUGAAACCUCAUGAUUUGUGUGAGAAUGUUGCAGGAGUUGUGAGAGAAGUCUUAUUUGCUUGGGAACAAGGUUCACUUUCUGCAGCAGAUGUUAAGAAGAUGCUGGAUUCUCUGAGACAGAAAAUGACUGCUUUGGCUGUUUGUGCUUCUGUGUGGCUCUGUUCUUAUAUAAAUGUGGUUCAUCAAGAUGCUUUCUUGAAACCUAUGAAUAUGGUUCAACAAUUUCUAACACCACCAAAUGAUCUGGAGAAACAGAUAGAGACUUUUAAAGAGAGAUCGGUCUUAAUGAACAAUAUCAUUAAAAAGAUGCAGUAUGAUAUUCAUCCUUCAUCAGCACCAAAAACUAAAACUAGUUUUUCUCAUAAUGUAAUUUCAAGACAGCCUAUUUUGGAACAGUUGCAAACUAUUUGGGAGGACAUCAAAUCACGAGGAUACCUUCAUAUUGAUGCUACGCAUAAUUUUGAGAGUCUUCUAAAUACUACUGGUCCAGUGUGGUUUGUGAGACAUCUGGUAAAAGAAACACUUAAAUUCCGGUACCAAGAAGACCUGGAUAGAUCAGUAGAUAUAGUUUUUGCUAUACUUCAUAUAGAUAUCGAAAAAUGCACCGAGGCUUUAUUAUUACAUGUACUGCCUCAAUAUCUUUACAAUGCCAAGCUGUGCGAAGAAUUGGUUGAACCACAAUCAGCAAUAUUGGCAAAACUAUCAGUAUAUUGCAUUUAUGCUGCCUUAGAACACAGCAAUGCGAAUAAACUUCAAAUAUCUAGAAAGCGCCGACAUGACGAUUCUGAUGAUAUGGAUGUGACAUCAAGCAAAGUUCGGAGGCUAAAUGAUAAUAGUUCGGAUAGUAGUGGAUAUUAUGGCCAAGGGCAGAACAAUUCUGGGGUAACCUUGAAAGAGCCUUUACAGUCUGCUCUGGAGACGUUAUACACGUCUUUCUCGCACUUGGCUGGUAAAAAUGGUGAAGUCACUCCACAAACACAUUUUAUUCUUCAGUUUCUGACAUACGUCGUCUCUUGUGGACAUGAAAGAGCACAUUUGGUGUUGCAGAAGAUGACGAGCGAACUUGUGCCCACUUUGAUAAAGGCUAUUCCUGAAGGAUUUAAUAUAAGUCUGAUAUUAAGGCUACAUGAUUUAUCUAUCCCUUACGGCAGGAAAGACACGGCCAGAGAUCUUUGCCUUUUGAGAAAUAUGCGCUUAAGGCCUGAUUAGAUUAAAUUGUGAAUCUGUCGUAUUUAUCUAAUGGAAUGAUAAUGUAAUUUUUCAAUAAUUUUAAGUAAACAUUUUAUUUAUGUAGUGUUUCUGGAUAUUUUAAUUCAAUAAAUAUGGGAAAUAUCUUAUUAGAAA